Molecule: messenger RNA, 2726 nt
Organism: Theileria parva strain Muguga
Lineage: Eukaryota; Apicomplexa; Aconoidasida; Piroplasmida; Theileriidae
Product: SVSP family protein
Exons: 1
Coding region: 1-2622 (873 amino acids)
Source: RefSeq, a predicted model, not a curated record
AUGGAUCGCCGUUACUUGAUCAAACAUGUAAUAAUACUAGUACUAAUCGGAUUCGUUAGAUGUGCCGACAAAUCUAAUGAUAAAACAGAUGAUAAUGGAUAUGGUGCUGAAGAUUCAUCGAAAGAAUUGAGACUCGUGCCAUAUAGCGAUAGUGAAGGCGAAGACGAUAAUUCUGAAGAAACACAAACAUCUGAACAGGCUAAAUCUUCUACAGGCGUUAGAGAAGCGGAAACUCAAACAGAUCAGGACACACCACAGGACUCAACUCAAUUUACCCAACCUCAACAGUACUAUGAUCCAACUCCACAACCUGGACCAGUACUGUAUUAUGUAACAUUAAAUCAACCAAUUCCUCUUCAACCAAUAACUGAACAACCACAGAUAUUACAGCAUUAUGGUCCACAACCUAUAGUUGAACCUAUUAAUUAUGGACCUCAACCUAUAUCUCAACCUAAUGAUUAUGGACCACAACCUAUUGAUUAUGGACCAAAUCAACCCAUCUAUUAUGAAUCUCCGCAACCACAAACAACUCAAGAACAACCAAUUCAGUAUUAUGACCAGCCGGGAAUGGUUCAACAAACAAAUUAUGUACCACCACCUCAGGAUAUUUCUAUGCCAGGUUCAUAUCAACAAGUUUAUUAUGGGCAACAACCUGCUGAGCCUCAACAGCCAAUACAACCUCAAUAUUAUCAACCACCUCAACCUCAACAACAGAUACAGCCUCAAUAUUAUCAACCAACUCAACCUCAAUAUUAUCAACCACCUCAAUCACAACAACAGAUACAGCCUCAAACUUAUCAACCACCUUAUGAUACUGUACCAAUACAACCUCCUCAACAAAUGCAACCUCAAUAUUUUCAACCACCUUAUGAAACUUGGCCAAUACAACAACCUCCUCAACCAUUACCUACGGCUGGGCCACAACAACCUAUUCAGUAUUAUGUACCACAACAAGCACCUGAAUUGUUACAGCCUCAAGUACCGCCACAACAGCCAAUGCCGACUUACCAAACACCUCCAUUAAUACCGGAACAACAAUUUACUCAAUCUGGUUACCCUGGUCCACAACAACCACCUUAUCCGAGACAUCCAUUACCAAUAGAACAAGCACAACCGAUUCAACCUGGUUCACAACAACCACCUUUUCCAAGACAUGGAAUACCAAUAGAACAAGCACAACCUAUUCAACCUGGUUCACAACAACCAACUUUUCCAAGACAUGGAUUACCACUUGGUCAACCAAUACCGCGUAAUCUAAGGCCUCAGUUUGGAUUACGUGGCCCACAACAACGUCCAGGCUAUCCAGGUCCUAAAUUUCCACCCUAUCCAAGACCCAGAUUACCAGUUAGACAGAGAAUGCCACCGUAUGCAAGACCACGAUUACCAGUUCAACGCCACGUUCCUCCUCUUCCAAGGCCUAGAUUACCCGUUAGACAGCCAAUGCCGCCUUUUCCAAGACCUCAAUUUGGACUACGUGGCCCACCUCCACAGCCACAACCACAACCACAACCACAACCAAGUCAUCAUUUUCCAGGACCUAUGGUCACACCAAGAGCUCCUAUACAAAUACUAACUCGACCAAGUAAUGAAAAAACUGAAUCAUCAGAUAAACCACCCAAGACAACAGAAAAAGCAGUUGACGAAACACCUACACAGCCAACUCAAGAUCACCAGCCACAAUCUGAUACAUCUGAGCCAGCCGAACCAAAAGUUACUGAAGAAUUGGAACCUGAAACUAUUCCAGUUCAACUAGAUUCAGAUGGUGAUGACGGCUUAACUGAUCAAUUAUCAGGGCUCCAACUAGCUGGUGAUAAACCUACACAGCCCAGUCAAGAUAAGGGUCCAAGUAAAACUCCAGACCAACCUCAGGAUCAACCAACUGGUGACGCUGCUGGAUCAGGAGAUGGUCAACCACCAUCAGACCAACCUGAACAACCUAGUGAAUCAGGCGGUGCUGAAGGCGGUGAUGAGCCCGAUCAACCUAAACCUGAAGAAGUUGAGGGAAAAGGUAAACGUAAAAUAUGUAAAGAAAUCAAAUUCUAUAAAAAAGAUGAAAAAGGUAACACAGUUCCAAUGACUGAGGAUGAAUAUAAAAUUGUAAAGGAUAAUGAUCAGAGGACCGUAUAUGAAUUAACAAAAAAUAUUGCAGAAUUACACUGUGACGGUGAGAAAGUUUAUAUUCAUAGAUCAACCAACUACUCUUGUAAAUCAGUAAAUUUUUUCAAAAAUCGUUGUAAUUUCUUUUUCGAAACUUCCGACGGGUUCUAUAUAUCUAACCAUACCAAAGCUGGUUGGAAAGUAUUUCCUCAUAAUUAUAGAUCAAUGGUUAAACUUUACACUAGAGAUGGUGAUGGAAAUUAUGUGUUAUUGAAACGUGAUGAUUAUACAACCACCAUUACUGAUAGAGGUUGCUACAAAUUCAUGCUUGCUCAAGGUGUAAAAUGUUAUAGGAUUAUGAUGAAAAACAGUGUAGUAUGGGAAGGAACCGAUGGUGAAGAGACUCCUGAAGUUUUUUACGUUACCGUUAAAAAUGAAGUUGUACUUUUACUUGGUGGUAAAUUUCAUGUUUAUGGGAAAAGAGCUGAUAAGUAUUUAUAUGUUAAAACUUACUCAACUUUUUAGUCGAAGAUUUAUAAAUUUAAACCUUUAAACUAAAAUUUUAAAAUUAAGACAAAUUUUAAUUAAAAAGACUUUAUAAAAAUUUUUAAAUGUUUUAACACUCAUUA